Messenger RNA from Syzygium oleosum, 1131 nucleotides. RefSeq names its product protein HYPER-SENSITIVITY-RELATED 4-like. The transcript is spliced from 2 exons. Lineage: Eukaryota; Viridiplantae; Streptophyta; Magnoliopsida; Myrtales; Myrtaceae. Bases 1 to 1131 code for a protein of 376 amino acids. Gene Ontology annotation, molecular function: ATP hydrolysis activity; ATP binding. The record is from RefSeq and is a predicted model, not a curated record.
AUGUCUAUUUUCAUGGCAAAGAAUCAAGAAGUAACAGAUGUCUUCCAAGGAGUGAACUUCAAAUGGACACAGAUAACCAGAGAUGUUGAAUUGAAGCAGCUGACAGACGAAGGUCAGCAAUCCCAGGGGUCGGAAGUGAGGUAUUAUCAGCUGAAGUUUCACAAGAAGCACAAGGAUUUGGUCUUCAAUUCUUACUUCCCUUUCAUACUAAACGAGGGGUAUAAUGUGCAAGAAGCAAAAAAAACCUUGAAACUGUAUACUUUGCAAAGUGACUACUUUCUAGGAUACACUGGUAGGGAAGAUUCAUGGCAUUCCGUAAACCUUCACCAUCCAUCUACGUUCGACACACUGGCGAUCGAUUCAGACCUCAAGAAGACAAUAAUGGAGGACCUCAAUAGGUUCGUGAAGAGGAAGGACUACUAUGGGAGAGUAGGGAAGGCAUGGAAAAGGGGAUAUUUACUGUUUGGUCCGCCAGGCACGGGGAAAUCGAGCUUGGUGGCCGCGAUGGCCAAUUAUCUGAAUUUCAGCAUCUAUGACCUGGAAUAUACAAAUAUCUCUCAUAACUCUCAGCUGCGUAAAGUGCUGUUGGCAACUGAAAACAAUUCCAUACUUGUCGUUGAGGACAUAGAUUGCAGCCUCGGGUUGAAAGAUGAACAAGCAGACAACAACCCUUCAGAUCCAUUCGGUAAACGUCCCUCACCUCGACAAAGCCAGGUGACAUUGUCAGGAUUGCUCAACUUCAUAGAUGGGUUAUGGUCAAGCUGCGGAGAUGCAAGAAUCAUAGUUUUCACGACCAAUCACAAAGAAAAGCUCAACCCUGCUUUGCUGCGCCCCGGACGAAUGGACAUGCACAUUCACAUGUCAUACUGCACUCCUUGUGGUUUCAAAACACUGGCAGCUAAUUAUCUCAGCACGACUGACCACCCACUUUUUCCUGAAAUCGAAGAGCUAAUGAAGUCUGCGCUGGUCACCCCGGCCGAAGUCGGGGAGCAACUGCUGAAGAAUGAUGAUCCUGACAAUGCCUUACAAGGACUGCUAGGAUUUCUCCACACGAAGAGAAGGGAAAAUUCCCAAAUUCAAGAGAAUGGCCAGGACCAUAAAAGAGACAGCGAAGAGAAGUUAGAGAACUAG